AUGCUAAACAACAAUGGUUUUAACGGAGGGGUGAACCAGAUGAAUGAGUACCAAGGGGGCGGGAACUUCCAGGGAAAUGGCCCCUACCCUGGGGAUGGCCAAUUUCAAGCGACCGGCAACAAUGAGCAACGGCAGCAUAACUAUGGGGAGCUCCAAAACUGUAACAACGAUUUUUACGGCGCGCAAAAAGUAAACGCGGUUAACAACCACCAAGGAUUCGCCGACAGGAACGUGAUGUAUGGAAAUGACUCGUUCGGAAGACCCCCCGCCAAGAUGGAGGAGGCUCCCAAUUAUUACCACGCCAAAGGUGCAAUGAUGAGUGGAAAUCCCAUGAGUACAACUCCCAUGGGUGGCUUCCCCGCUGGUGGCAUCCCCGCUAGUGGCAUGGCCAUGUCGCCUGCCGAGGGGGGAUUCACCAUGUAUCAGAACAAAAGCAACAGUUUGUCCUUCUUCGGCAAGGAGCAAAAUGGACCCAACUACAACGAUCAAGCUUUAUUUUCCCAAGUUAAGCAAAACGUUUCCAUAUUUGGAAACAAAACGAAAAAUAAUGCCCCCCUUUUUGGCAACAAUGUGAAGAACGCGGGGAAGGUUGAUUUGCCAAGUGUUAGUCUCUACGAUUUUGUGAGUCAGGAUAAAUCCAUUUUUGGAAAUAGGCUAAAGGAAGGAAAGCCCCUCUUUGCAAAUGCGAGGAGUGCGAACCAAAUGAUGGAAGGUGCUCCGAGUCAGCAGCACAGUAAUAGCUACCUACAGAACAACAACAAUGUGCAUGGUGUGGCAGGACACGGGGGGGAUAGGAACUACAUGAAUUAUAAUUACGACGCGAAGGGGCAGGCCGCCUACGGUAUGAACCCCUCCAACGAGAUGGUGCCCCCCAACUGGGGCGCCGGCCAUGUCGGCGGCCAUGUCAGCGGCAUGAACCAGUUGGGCAACCAGAGCAACCUCGGCGCCAACAUGGAGUCAGCUCCCCACGCGCAGGGGGCCUAUGGGGUCGCAGGCACCAACUCCUUCGGGGCAACCAAUUUUAGCUACCCCCAAAGUUGUAACGCCAUGCAACCAAAUAUGCAGAACGAGCAGUACCCCAUGUAUGGUAGCGGAGGAGGAGCCCCCAUUAACACAUAUGCUAAUGCACCUUAUGGGAACCAAAUAGUAGGUGGGAAUAACAUGUCGCCUUACCCGAACCUUUUACCGAGCGGUGGGUUCGACCCCUCCGUUGGGAACAACAUGUGUGGUGCUCCUGGGGCGGGUACGCCACAAAUGGAAAUGCAAAACACACAUUUUUCAAAUAAUGGCCAAAGAAUGGAGGGCCAAAUGAACACAGGCGAUAGAAACCUAACCAUGAGCAACGCACCCGAUUAUAACGCCCAUUCGAGUGUAGCAAUGCAAAACGCCUCGGCACAAAAUCCUGGAAAAGAACAAAACUACGCAAAUGAAUUACAAGGGGAGGAAGUUUUUUUUACAAACGAAAAUGAAAUUAUAUUUGAAAAGAAUUACGUAAGGCAGUAUGGAAUGGAGGGAAAUACCCAAAUGGGUAAAAUGAAAAAAAUUCUUUUUUUUAAUAAAAAUUUUGUCAAAUCCUUGGAACAAAUAGCUAGACAUAAUUUAAACAGCUACAAUGAGAAUAGGUCCACCAUUUAUACCUUCCCCUGCUCCAUGUCAUCGAAUAACGUCGCCUUCUACAUGCAAGCUGUGGAGGACUGCAAGAAGGAAAGCCGCUUCGACGUAGACGCAGAUCUGUACCAUAAAAUAUUCGCCAAGCAAAAUAUGCAGCAGCCCUUCACCGUUUUGAAAAAUAUAAAUAUGAGCAAAAAAAUGGACCAACAUGACAUCGACUUGGAUAUUUACUACACCCUUCUUCAUGUGGAGAAGAUUAAAUUUAGGCAGCCCAUCUCCCCAGAGCACGCGCGCAAAUCGGCUGGCGCUCCCUUCCAGCUGGGCGAAAUUCCGACCGUCAUUUGA
Plasmodium vivax (malaria parasite P. vivax) is the source of this 1956-nucleotide messenger RNA. RefSeq lists its product as hypothetical. Bases 1 to 1956 code for a protein of 651 amino acids. NCBI's taxonomy places the organism in Eukaryota, Apicomplexa, Aconoidasida, Haemosporida, Plasmodiidae. The transcript has a single exon. The record is from RefSeq and is a predicted model, not a curated record.